This is a messenger RNA of Rana temporaria (common frog), 708 nucleotides long. RefSeq names its product barrier-to-autointegration factor-like protein. The coding region runs from base 132 to 500 and encodes 122 amino acids. The record is from RefSeq and is a predicted model, not a curated record. Gene Ontology annotation, molecular function: DNA binding. Lineage: Eukaryota; Metazoa; Chordata; Amphibia; Anura; Ranidae. The transcript has 3 exons.
CGUAGGCGGAGCCUAAAGCUCCGCCUACCCUCCUCUGCGCGCCUUCAUCUCUUCCCCAAGUUCCCAGAGCAGGUCGGUGAGUGACGUGCCGUGACGUCACCUAUCUUGUGAGGUUUCUGUGGAGUGGAGGAAUGAGCCAGGACAGAGAGGAGACUUUGCAAUCAGGGAACCAGGAACCCCAAAACCAGACCCAGGCAGCAGCAGAUGAGUCCAGCCCAGAAAAUAUGUCGCACACUUCCCAGAAGCAUCGGGACUUUGUGUCUGAGCCUAUGGGCGAUAAACCAGUCACUGCACUGGCCGGUAUUGGAGAAGUUCUUGGCGGAAAAUUGGAAAGACGAGGAUUUGAUAAGGCUUAUCUGCUUCUGGGACAGUUUCUUGUGUUACAGAAGGAUUCAGACGACCUCUUUAAAGACUGGUUGAAACAUUCAUGUGGAGCGAAUUCCCAUCAAGCAGAGUUAUGUUCAUCUUGUCUGCAAGAUUGGUGUUCAUCCUUCCUCUGAAGUUCUUAAACUUUAAAGUUCCAUAUUUUAUUGACCUUCAGUUUUACAUUCCAUUAGAUUAGCUUAUGUUUACUAAAUUGUUUGCUAAGGAAUACAGAUUUAAGAUAAAGUUACCUCUGUGCAGCCUUUACACCAUGUCACUAGCUUCCCCAACUAUAUUGUACAUCAUCCAUUGACCAACAAGAAGGUGUGUACAUAAAAAAAAAAA